AUGGCCCAACUCAACUACCGCACAAUCAACAUCGACGUCCUCGACCCGGACGCCUCGAUCAACUUCCCCAUGGACACGCUGCUGCCCGCCACCCUGCCGGCCGCGACGACCUCGAGCGCCGCCGCCGCCGUGGCCGGCGAGGUGCGCCAGCUGCUGCGCGGCGGCGACCCGGCCGCGGCGCUGCGCCACGUGCUGGCCACGGCGCCCCUGGGCGGCGACGAGCGCGCCAAGGAGGUCCACCUGGCCGCCGUCACCGAGGUGCUGCAGGGCAUCCGGCAGGCCGAGGUGAGCCGCGUGCUGGAGGAGGUGUGCGCCGGCGCCGACGGCGGGGCGGAGCGCGCGGAUUGUUUGAUGAAGUAUCUCUAUAAAGGCAUGGCCUCCCCCGUCGCCGGCGGCGCCCAGUCCCCCCGCAAAUCGGUCUCGCCGCAGAGUACGGGCUUCUCGCAGAUCCAGGGCCGCAACCUCGGCGAGGGCGGCGGCGGGCAGCAGAUGAGUGUGCUGCUGAGCUGGCAUGAGAAGUUGGUGGAGUUGGUGGGGACGGGGUCGAUUGUGCGGGUGAUGACGGAUCGGAGGACGGUUUAGCUUGUUGCUGUUCGUGUGUUGAUUUGUGGUACGAAUGGGAGAUAGAUGAUUUUACCUCGUAUCCCAUCUCAUGGUCAACUGCCCAGGUUACCGUAUAUAUUGUGCGCCAUCUUUUUUCUUUUUUUGCUCGGGACUAUAUCAUACACUUUUUGUUUUCC
This is a messenger RNA of Aspergillus japonicus CBS 114.51, 740 nucleotides long. Its product is annotated as actin-related protein 2/3 complex subunit 5 family protein. The coding region runs from base 1 to 582 and encodes 193 amino acids. The record is from RefSeq and is a predicted model, not a curated record. Gene Ontology annotation, biological process: regulation of actin filament polymerization; Arp2/3 complex-mediated actin nucleation. Gene Ontology annotation, cellular component: actin cytoskeleton; cytoplasm; Arp2/3 protein complex. The transcript has 2 exons. Gene Ontology annotation, molecular function: actin filament binding. NCBI's taxonomy places the organism in Eukaryota, Fungi, Ascomycota, Eurotiomycetes, Eurotiales, Aspergillaceae.